CUUAUUUUCAGCUCGUCCUGUACUUAUUCGAGUGCAACACCAUAUCUACAAAAUGGCAGCACCAUCACCCGCAUUUCUUGCUUGUCUGGGGGACCCAUAUUGCGUUGGUUACAUCAAAGGUGCAGUGAAGGCAUCUGCGGAGGGAUACGGUGCUGCGUCAAUUAUUGUCGGCGCAGCAUUGCCGAUAGUGGUGGCGAAUGUUGCGAUAAGUAUCUCGCGCAUUAUACGGUCGAAAAGAAAUUACAGAGCGUACAUUCUUCUCGUUGGUUCUCUUGCAAUGGUGGUGACGGCUGCAGAGAUUGCGCAAAGUGUUUUGGUGUAUGAGGGGAAAACAAAGACUACCGUAUCGCUUGGGUUGGGAUUUUGGAUUAUUGGGCACCUUGCGCUUGUCAUUGCAGGAACCAUAAGGUUUUCUAUUCCUCUGACAAUGCACCGAUAUCAGCAAAUCUAUAUUGGCUUCUCGACCGUUAUGAUCGUUGCAUUUGGGAUAGCGCUCCUUACAGUGGGGCUAGGUGAAAUUAACACUUGGACAUUGCCGAGUUCUACUCCACAAGCGUUUUCUAAGAAGAUGGCAAUUCUCUGUCUGAUUUUGCCCAUAUAUUAUGGGUUCUCAGGAUUAGUGUGCUUUAGUUAUCAGCUGAACAGGUCGUUGAGAAAUGCUCCCAUCGCCCAUAGUCGCUCUGGUGUGGACAAAGUGGCGUCUCUAGAACUCGCAAACCACGUUAUGAUGGCUUUGACUCUCACUAUAGUCGCUGUUUACCUUGGAUGCUUUUCUAUUUUCAAAGCCGAUACCAAGCUGGAUUCGCCAACGGCUCUUCUCUUUAAUUGUCUCUUCAUCAUGUGCGAAAACGCUUUUGAAAGCAUCACUAAUGUUGUGCAUGAGGCAGCCGUAUCAUCACUGAGCCGAUCAAGCCUAAAACAACCGAAUUCGUAUCAAACGGCCGCUGAUGCCCCCGCGCCUGUUCCUGUUCCUGUUCGUGCUGCUUCAAAGUCGGCAGUAGAUGGUGCGCCGUCAAUAUCGCAUUCGCAAUCUGUAUGUUAAAUGAUGGUCUAUUUGAUAGGCGUAGAAUGGUAGAGUGCUGCUCAGAAGUGAACCACUGCAUGGUUCAAGAUACCCAAAUUCCCUUUGCAUUGUUCCUGCUAUAUAGGCAAUAGAUCUGCUG
This is a messenger RNA of Spizellomyces punctatus DAOM BR117, 1163 nucleotides long. RefSeq lists its product as uncharacterized. NCBI's taxonomy places the organism in Eukaryota, Fungi, Chytridiomycota, Chytridiomycetes, Spizellomycetales, Spizellomycetaceae. The transcript is spliced from 9 exons. The coding region runs from base 53 to 1042 and encodes 329 amino acids. The record is from RefSeq and is a predicted model, not a curated record.